GCGCCUUCCCUUGCAGAUGCCCGGCGGCUGCGCCCUCCUGCUCGCCUGGCUGCUGCUGGCCGCGGCCCUUUCGGCCACCCCGGGGCUCGGGUCACCGGUGAAGGAAAAGAGAGGCUGGACCCUGAACAGUGCUGGCUACCUUCUUGGUCCCCAUGCCAUUGACAACCACAGAUCAUUUCACGAGAAGUCUGGCCUCACCGGCAAACGGGAACUCCCACCUGAAGAUGAAGUAAGGCCAGGGGGCUUUGCCAGGCCGCUGUCCGAGAACGCUGCUAUGCGCACGAUAAUCGAGUUUCUGACUUUCUUGCAUCUCAAAGAGGCUGGGGCCCUGGAGUACCUGCCCGACCUGCCGGCCGCGGUCUCCGCAGAGGACGGGGAGCAGCCCUGACGACGCUCCCGGGCGCGUUCCUCUGUGCCGUGUCGCCUAAGGUCAAACUUGACCCCGACGGAAAACCUUGUGCCAACGUAUGUAGAGUGACCAGUCCUGUCCCCUCUGCUCUGAUGCUGUGUCGUUAGGGUUUUGUGGUUAAGACUUUCCCCCCUUUGGUAAUUCUUCUGAGUGGCAAAAUAAAAAAGAGCAAUGGC
Messenger RNA from Ailuropoda melanoleuca (giant panda), 585 nucleotides. It is a transcript of the gene GAL, whose product is annotated as galanin and GMAP prepropeptide. NCBI's taxonomy places the organism in Eukaryota, Metazoa, Chordata, Mammalia, Carnivora, Ursidae. Gene Ontology annotation, biological process: neuropeptide signaling pathway. The coding region runs from base 17 to 388 and encodes 123 amino acids. The record is from RefSeq and is a predicted model, not a curated record. Gene Ontology annotation, molecular function: neuropeptide hormone activity; galanin receptor binding. The transcript has 5 exons. Gene Ontology annotation, cellular component: secretory granule; extracellular region.